AUGAAAAUAUCAACAGUUCACGCAAUUACGACUGUGGAGUCAAUAUUAGUCCCAAAUCCCGGCCCUCUGUCAUACUGUCUUUUUCUUUCCUUCUGGUCCACGAGAUGCGACUGGGACAUAGGUGCGGAUCGAUUAUUUAGGAAAAAGUUGGCCGGGCCGCAUUGAAACUUAACUAAAGCUAACCUUAUUCAUC
Messenger RNA from Chondrus crispus (carragheen), 193 nucleotides. RefSeq lists its product as hypothetical. NCBI's taxonomy places the organism in Eukaryota, Rhodophyta, Florideophyceae, Gigartinales, Gigartinaceae. The transcript is spliced from 2 exons. Bases 1 to 165 code for a protein of 54 amino acids. The record is from RefSeq and is a predicted model, not a curated record.